This is a messenger RNA of Populus euphratica (Euphrates poplar), 1239 nucleotides long. Its product is annotated as ABSCISIC ACID-INSENSITIVE 5-like protein 2. Gene Ontology annotation, molecular function: DNA-binding transcription factor activity. Gene Ontology annotation, cellular component: nucleus. Lineage: Eukaryota; Viridiplantae; Streptophyta; Magnoliopsida; Malpighiales; Salicaceae. The transcript has 4 exons. Bases 1 to 1239 code for a protein of 412 amino acids. The record is from RefSeq and is a predicted model, not a curated record. Gene Ontology annotation, biological process: positive regulation of DNA-templated transcription.
AUGAAUGUUACUGAUCCUUCUGGUUCCGUACUUACUGCAUGUAAAUAUAUAGCAUGUGGAAGCAACAAGGAACCUUCUUACAAGGAAAAGCGACAUUUUCGGCCAUCUUCUCAGAAUUCGAACAUCACACGGAGACGUGACAGAGCCUUGCUUAAUUCACGGAUAAGGGAGAAAGUAAAUACUGAUAUGAGAAAUUCUUUACUGUAUCACGAAAAUGCCCGCCGGAUAAAAGAAGAGGAAGAAGAACCCUUAUCCAAGGCUAGUGUUUGGUGCAUGGAUAAUAAUAGACCUUUGGUGCCAUCAAACGGAGCCCAGGGGCAACAAUUCCGAUCUCCGCCUGGACAGGAGUUCUUGUACAAUCACACAUUUGAUGAGGUGAAUAAUCAGAUCGGAAAAGUAAGGAAGCCUUUGAAUGCUGUGAAUGUUGAUGAGCUAAGAAAUGUGAUAUCCGUUGAAGAGAGUCAGCUGUUGCAAAAUCCUCCUUCGUCUUCGUCUUCGUCUUCUUCCUCGUCCACCUUCCUCUUUCUUGGGAAUUAUAAUCUUAACGGAACAUCAAGUAGGAAAACUAUCUAUGAUAUGUGGAAGGAAAUUGCCAACGAAGAACAUGUAAACGUCUUCGAUAACCAAAUAGUUCGGCAACAACUUGACGAAACUACACUUGAAGAUUUUCUAGUUCGCGCUGGUGUAAUCAACAAAGGAAAUCAAAAUGAAGUAUUUAGUAAUCAACCAAUUAUGGAGGUUGAUCCAAUGGUUGUGGGGUCACAGCAGACAGAUUUGUUACCAUUUCAGAUGGCUUCUGUGCAGCAGCAGCAGCAGCAACAGAUGACAUUGUUGGAUUCAAAUUUUCAUAUGUUUGAAGCUGUUUCUGAUCAGAACCAUGUUGCGGAUGUUGGAUACUCGGAUAACCAACUGCCUAUGCCUAUGCCAGUGUCAGCAAUGUCAGCAACAUCUUCAGAUUCUCGGGUGGCUGCUGGAAAGCAGUGUCGUUAUACAGACGAGAUGAUGAAGAAGACUAUUGAGAGGAGGCAGAAGAGGAUGAUCAAGAAUCGAGAGUCGGCAGCAAGGUCAAGAGCAAAGAAACAGGCUUAUACCAGCCAGUUGGAGCAUGCAGUGUUUCAUUCAAGAAAAACAAAUAACUGGCUCAAGAAGGAAAAGGAAUUGGAGAUCAUGUUCUUAUCGUCUGAUCAAGCUCCCAUGCCACGAUUCCAGCUACGGCGAACCAGCUCAGCUUCAUUCUAG